AUGGCGACCAAAGUGGCUAGCAGCACUCAGGGUAGCAACGACGCUCACGAGGGCCCCGGUGUUUCUUAUGCCAGCGUGGUUAACCCUAAGAGUGCCGGCGAGUCGCUUCAGCAAACUCCAACUGCUAAUAAAGAGUGUAAUAAAGAAAAUAUUGAUCAAUUACACUCGGCUAAAGAACGUGUCCCUCUGCAGAGUCAGCAGCCUAAUAAUAAUAAUAAUAAUAAUAAUAAUAGUAAUCAUAAUAAUAAUAAUAAUAAUAAUAAUAAUGUACAGAGAGGAGGUAGAAGUAGUCACAAAAAUAAUGGCAAGAGAUUUAAUUCUUAUUACGGGUCUAAAUAUGAAAGAAGAUAUUAUGGACAGGAUGAAAGAGAAGGUAAAGGAAGGUCUGAAAAUUAUCAAGAUAAAAAAGACCUGAGCCAGCAGCGCAAUAGAGUCAAUCAGUCUCAGGAUAGAUUGGCUAGUGCUGAUGGAACUGCUGAUGGGGAUUUUCAGACGGUAGCUCCUAAGUCUGCGAGGAGGAAGGAAAAAUUCCAGGAGAAGUUUAGGGACCAUCAUCACUUACAAAGGGAGAGACACAAGCCUGAGCGGAGUGGUAAUCCUAGAAACAGGAGUGCUGGGAGUAAAGAGAGGGUUCAUAAGGAAAAAGAACGUAGUGGAGAACAUACUGCGGUGAAGGAGGUCAAGGAGUUUAAGGAGGAUAAAGAGGAGGUUGAGAGUGGUGAGGCCCAGCCGGUUAAGUAUGUUGCUGCGCCGCUGCCUGCUGUUAAUCCCUGGACCAAGAGUUCUUUAGCUGCUCCACCGGCUGUUUCUAGUCCAGCUAAUCCUGUUAGUACGCCAGUUAGUCUUCCGGUUCAGGUUCAAAAGGAGCAGACUCCUGUGCAGGUUCAGAGGGAGAAGAGGGUCUUGCAGCCGCAACAGCAGGGAAAAAUAGAAAAUGCAAGUAGUCAGCCGACAAUUGUCAAAGCGCCGAGAGACAGAAGAAAAUUCAAUCAGAAGGCGAGUGAUUUUACGGAUAUUGGCGAUUGGCCGUCGCUGGGAGCUCAAGGCGAAAAAAAGGCACCAGUACCAGUCUCCAAGCAGAAUGGCGGCCUCGUGAAGCCGCAGCCUCCUCAGCAGCAAGUUACCCAGCCAAGGAGCGACUCUAAAGCACGUGGAUCUGUCAGUGAAGAAAAAGGAAAAGAAAAUAAAAUGGCUAAUCAUUAUCAGGAAGAUAGCGAUGAACAUUUUGACUCUGACAAAAAUAGGAAGAAAGUGAGUAAACACAAAUGGGUGCCAUUAGAAAUUGAUAUUGCGAAAAACAGAGGAAAAAGAGAACGUUCACCAAAACAUCAAAGGGAAAACAGUCAUAGAGAAAGCAAUCAUAGUCAUAGGGAAAAAAAUGACGAAUUUAAUGAAGAGAGUCACAGAGAAAGAGAUUACGAGAGGUCCAGUCACCACGGGUACAGAAGUGCACGCGGUGGAUCUAGAAGUUACCGAGGACGAGGCAGAGGUCGUCACAGUGGACGAGGAGACGGUCAUCUUAUGAUUGCACAACCAGAUAUGUGUUCACUAAUUACGCCUCUUGCGUCAGAAUUUUGUCCAGCAGCCACACCUCUUUCUAUAAUACCAACACCGCCAAUGCCUCGUGUUAUUCAACCGGUACCGAGACUGAGCGAGUCUGAAAGUAUCUCAUCGUCGUCUGGUGAAACUUUGAACCCCUGUGUCCCGGAAUUUGUACCAAUCAUAGCAGUUGACAAUAACAAAGCUAUGGUUAACAAUUUAUCUGAGAGCGCACAAGCAAAUUCUGCUGAGCCAGAGACAGAGACUAAGUUACCGCUGAAUAAAAAUGACACACAGACACCUCAGGUCAACGGAGAUGUUGAACCCUCGGACAAUGAUGUUUGGAAAGAAGUUAAGAGAAGAGUCAAGCAGCCGCCUAAAGAUAAGCUUGCUGAGAAAAAUGUUAAAGAUCACAAGGAAGAAGAGCGGGAAGAGUUGGAUUUUCAGUUUGAUGAAGAAUUAGACACUCCUCCGCCUACCGGUCGACAUAAUGCAUUUUCUGAAUUGUCGGAAGAUGAUGAAGAUUAUGAACUCUCUGAUCGAGACAUAAAUAAAUUGCUGAUUGUAACACAAACUGCAAAUAUACCAUCUAGACUUCCAAAACACGACGGUCAUGAUCGUACCGGUGAUUGGACGACACGCGUUAAGAUGAGCCAAGAUUUAGAGCAAACUAUUAACGACGGAUUGUAUUAUUAUGAAGAAGAUUUAUGGACUGAGGAUGGACAAAGAUACGGAUCUUCGUCAUCUAUUGGGAGUUAUAAGACAGUAAACCUGGUGAGUCAAGAAGCAUUUGAAAAGAUGGCACCGAAAGCUCCGCGCAAAGCCAACCCCGAAGUACCACCACCUCCACCUCCACUAUUUGCCUCAGACCCAGACUUGUCUCGGUCACUUCCUAACCAGUUGUCGAAUUUGGAUGACAAACGUGAUCGCAGAGGUCGUAGAACUGAAAGAUUCCGUGGAUCAAGUCGUGGUAGACGAGGUACUGCUCACAGAUUUUACGCUGUUGUUAAAGAUGAAACUCCAAUUGAUCCUAGAACUCCACGGAAACGUAAAACACGCCAUAGUAAUAAUCCACCUGUUGAACAUCAUGUUGGAUGGAUUAUGGAUGUUAGAGAGCAUCGGCCUAGAACUUAUUCUACUGGAAGUAGUACCGGUACAAGUCCAAUUGAAGGUUUUCUUGCUAGUAGUUGUGGAAGCCAACCUUCAUCACUGCCAGCCUUCCAACAUCCAAGUCAUUCAAUGCUUAAAGACAAUGGUUUUACCCAACAAGUUUACCAUAAAUACCAUUCACGGUGUUUGAAAGAGCGAUCAAAAUUGGGAAUUGGUCAGUCUCAAGAGAUGAACACACUUUUCCGUUUCUGGUCAUUCUUUUUGCGUGAAAAUUUCAACCGCAAAAUGUAUGAAGAGUUCAGAAGUAUCGCCAAGGAAGACGCAGUCGAGGGCUAUCGCUAUGGCCUCGAAUGCUUGUUCCGAUUCUACAGUUAUGGUCUUGAGAAAAAAUUCCGACCACAUCUUUACAAAGAUUUCCAGACUGAAACUAUGGCUGAUUAUGAAAAUGGUCAAUUAUAUGGAAUAGAAAAAUUCUGGGCAUUUAUGAAGUACUACAAGCACGCUAAAGAAUUAUGCGUAGAGCCAAAAUUACAAGAAUAUUUAUCAAAGUUUAAGAGCAUCGAAGACUUCCGCGUUGUUGAAGUAGGCGCAGAUUGA
Molecule: messenger RNA, 3246 nt
Organism: Cotesia congregata
Lineage: Eukaryota; Metazoa; Arthropoda; Insecta; Hymenoptera; Braconidae
Source: the annotation of a GenBank genome assembly